AUGAGCAGACCCAUUGACCCCUCAAGUUCCCAAACGGGUGCUUCAGGCCCUCCUUCUAGCGUGAGUGAUCCGUGGGACUGGCCAUACAACAAUCGUCCGCUGGAUGCAGGUACCACUUUCAAGUCCGGUGGCAUGCGGGUGACCAAGCAUGAUUAUAAGAUUGGUCUGCUGAAACCUAUCUGUAAGGGUGUGGACUCAGGAGGUACUGCAGAGGUCAUCAGUAGAAUGAGAGUGUAUGCUAGACCAGGAGGCUCUACAUCACAGUUAGUCUUCAUCUUGAAAUAUUGCAAGGCUGGCUUGGAGGAGGGACCCUCGCUUGCCAUAUUCUCAGGGAGCACACCCGCAAUCGAAGAAAUUUUUGUAUCACCCCAAGAGAUCACCGCUUUGUCCACACCAGUGACUAGAGGAAUAUUCCAACUCGAAAGGAACUUGAAACUUUAUUUUGAACCCGUACGCGGUUUGUGUCACGGCCGUCGAGCAACUUCUUCCUAA
Molecule: messenger RNA, 492 nt
Organism: Tremella mesenterica DSM 1558
Lineage: Eukaryota; Fungi; Basidiomycota; Tremellomycetes; Tremellales; Tremellaceae
Exons: 2
Coding region: 1-492 (163 amino acids)
Source: RefSeq, a predicted model, not a curated record